This is a messenger RNA of Mandrillus leucophaeus (drill), 2819 nucleotides long. RefSeq names its product solute carrier family 13 (sodium/sulfate symporter), member 1 (gene SLC13A1). Gene Ontology annotation, molecular function: sodium:sulfate symporter activity. Gene Ontology annotation, cellular component: membrane. Gene Ontology annotation, biological process: monoatomic anion transmembrane transport. The record is from RefSeq and is a predicted model, not a curated record. Bases 44 to 1831 code for a protein of 595 amino acids. The transcript has 15 exons. Lineage: Eukaryota; Metazoa; Chordata; Mammalia; Primates; Cercopithecidae.
UUUAUUUGGAGGAGGACACUAUUGAAGCCACCUGCUCAGAACAAUGAAAUUCUUCAGUUACAUUAUGGUUUAUCGCCGAUUUCUCCUCGUGGUUCUCACUGUGUUGGUUUUACUGCCUCUGCCCAUCGUCCUCCACACCAAGGAAACAGAAUGUGCCUACAUACUCUUCGUGGUCGCCAUAUUUUGGCUUACAGAAGCAUUGCCUCUGUCGGUAACAGCUUUGCUACCUAGUUUAAUGUUCCCCAUGUUGGGGAUCAUGCCUUCUAAGAAGGUGGCAUCUGCCUAUUUCAAGGAUUUUCACCUACUGCUAAUUGGAGUUAUCUGUUUAGCAACAUCCAUAGAAAAAUGGAAUUUGCACAAGAGAAUUGCUCUGAAAAUGGUGAUGAUAGUCGGUGUAAAUCCUGCAUGGCUGACUCUGGGGUUCAUGAGCAGCACUGCCUUUUUGUCUAUGUGGCUCAGCAACACCUCGACCGCUGCCAUGGCGAUGCCCAUUGCAGAGGCUGUAGCACAGCAGAUCAUCAAUGCCGAAGCAGAGGUUGAGGCCACUCAGAUGACUUACUUCAACGGAUCUACCAAUCACGGACUAGAGAUUGAUGAAAGUGUUAAUGGACAUGAAACAAAUGAGAGGAAAGAGAAAACAAAACCAGUUCCAGGAUGCAAUAACGAUACAGGGAAAAUUUCAAGCAAGGUGGAGUUGGAAAAGAACUCAGGCAUGGGAACCAAAUAUCGAACAAAGAAGGGCCACAUGAUAUGUAAACUUAUGUGUUUGUGCAUUGCCUACUCUUCUACUAUUGGUGGACUGACAACAAUCACUGGUACCUCCACCAACUUGAUCUUUGCUGAGUAUUUCAAUACACGCUAUCCUGACUGUCGUUGCCUCAACUUUGGAUCAUGGUUUACAUUUUCCUUCCCGGCUGCUCUUAUCAUUCUACUCUUAUCCUGGAUCUGGCUUCAGUGGCUUUUCCUAGGAUUCAAUUUUAAGGAGACGUUCAAAUGUGGCAAAACCAAAACAGUCCAACAAAAAGCUUGUGCUGAGGUGAUUAAGCAAGAAUACCAAAAGCUUGGGCCAAUAAGGUAUCAAGAAAUUGUGACCUUGGUGCUCUUCAUUCUAAUGGCUCUGCUAUGGUUUAGUAGAGAUCCUGGAUUUGUUCCUGGUUGGUCUGCACUUUUUUCAGAGUACCCUGGUUUUGCUACAGAUUCAACUGUUGCUUUACUUAUAGGGCUGCUAUUCUUUCUCAUUCCAGCUAAGAGAUUGACAAAAACUACACCUACAGGAGAAAUUGUUGCUUUUGAUUACUCUCCACUGAUUACUUGGAAAGAAUUCCAGUCAUUCAUGCCCUGGGAUAUAGCCAUUCUUGUUGGUGGAGGGUUUGCCCUGGCAGAUGGCUGUGAGGAGUCUGGAUUAUCUAAUUGGAUAGCAAAUAAAUUAUCUCCUCUGGGUUCAUUACCAGUAUGGCUAAUAAUUCUGAUAUCUUCUUUGAUGGUCACAUCUUUAACUGAGGUAGCCAGCAAUCCAGCUACCAUUACACUCCUUCUCCCAAUAUUAUCUCCAUUGGCUGAAGCCAUUCACGUGAACCCUCUUUAUAUUCUGAUACCUUCUACUCUGUGUACUUCGUUUGCAUUCCUCCUACCAGUAGCAAAUCCACCCAAUGCUAUUGUCUUUUCAUAUGGUCAUCUGAAAGUCAUUGACAUGGUUAAAGCUGGACUUGGUGUCAACAUUGUUGGUGUUGCUGUGGUUAUGCUUGGCAUUUAUACCUGGAUUGUACCCAUGUUUGACCUCUACACUUACCCUUCGUGGGCUCCUGCUAUGAGUAAUGAGACCAUGCCAUAAUAAGCACAAAAGUUCUGACUAUCUUGUGGUAGUUUCUGGAAGGCAUUAAUAAUUGACUGUAAAAUGUGGCUGUAAAUAACUAAUGACACAAAUUUAAAUCAGUUAUGGUAUAGCUGCUGCAAUUCCCAUGAAUACCGGAAACCUGCUGUUAUAACUCAGAGUCAAUAUUUGUUAUUGCGGUGCAACUAAAGACCAUCUAUGUGCCUUCAUCAAGAAGCCCACGUUUGAGAUUUUGCUCAUGAACCAUCUGCAACUUGCUUCAUCAUAAGAAUAAUUUAUAACUUGACCUUUAAAGAGAUUAGAGCAUUUGUUUCAUCUUACAGCUGGAAUUCAAUGUAACAUUUUAAAUGCAAUUUAUUAUUUCAGAAACUUCCUAUGAAACUAAAAAUAGAAAAUAAGAUAUACAAGUUAAUUCGGUACUUGGAUAAAUCAUUUCUGCAGUGUUGUUCAAGAGAAUUUGCUGAGAAAUCAAAGCCAUGGUCAUCUGGUGACACAGAGAAAAGUUUAAUCUAAAUGAUAUGUGCACUUCCUCAUUUAAAAAAUCCAAUUGGAUUAUUCUUAAUAUAUACAUGUAAUAUGAAAGUUGAGAUUGAAGCAGUAAUUCCAAAAUUAUGGCUGAAUAUACUAAAUAACAGAAAACUUAUAGAUAAGAUUUAUUUCUACUGAACUCUACAGUUAGAGUAAUAUAAUUCAUACUUUUAUGAUAUUGGCACACUGAGAAAUUCAUUUUGUAGAGCUAUGGAUAAGUCUUGCUAUGAUUUGCACUAUUAAUACAGUAUUGUUAGAAAGGAAAACUAAACACUAUAAAACUAUUAACACAGUUUUGUAUAUGAGUAACAACUUUGCUUAAGUGUUUAUCUUAGUUCAGAAAUGCAUAAUAUCAUAUGUUAAAAAUAAAGAGAUGUAGAAAUCUAAAUAAAUUAUCACUGUGUAUACAGACAUAGAAAAAUCACAUAACUCCAUUAUGUAAACAGUGCAAUGAAAAAAG